Messenger RNA from Corythoichthys intestinalis (scribbled pipefish), 7841 nucleotides. RefSeq names its product sperm associated antigen 9b (gene spag9b). The transcript has 28 exons. Gene Ontology annotation, molecular function: signaling receptor complex adaptor activity; JUN kinase binding; MAP kinase scaffold activity. Gene Ontology annotation, cellular component: cytoplasm. Gene Ontology annotation, biological process: vesicle-mediated transport. Lineage: Eukaryota; Metazoa; Chordata; Actinopteri; Syngnathiformes; Syngnathidae. The record is from RefSeq and is a predicted model, not a curated record. Bases 2312 to 6487 code for a protein of 1391 amino acids.
GUUUUUGCACAAACAACCUUGUAAAAUAUAUAUAUAUAUAUAAAAAAAGAUGAUUUUAGCAAUGGAUUCAAAUUUUCAAUUUGUGGCAUUUCUCGACGAUUGCAAACACAAUUAUCUGAUAUUAGGCCAGGCAAAUUAGAAAUCCAGGCCAUCAUGUAAAAGCCCACAUGAUGUGUGCAUGACCGCCUUGUUGACCGCGCGUGACCGCUUGUUUAUUCUGACUAGGCACUGUUACGGUUUUAUAUGAAAGGCAACUUUGAGAAGUCGCAGUAUGAUUUUUGCUGCACAUAUUGCUGCGUGACACUUCCUCUUUUGCUUUUUGCAUCCCAAUUGGAGUUUCACUUGUGAUGCAUUCUGUCUGCCGUCAGAAUUGGAAGCAGUGUGUCCUAGAGCAGCGUGCCAUUUGUUGGAAUCAGCAUACUUUCGCUGAAUUCUUUACUGUUUGUUUUAGCACCACCUCAAGGGACACAAAAAUCUUAUCUUCUGUAAUAUUGACUCUAUGGAAUUACUGUGAUCCUUCGUUUUCUCGGAUAAUGGGGAGCACCCCCCAGCGAUAAUCAAAAAUCCUUUCAGUAGAGGCGGAGCUUAUUUACAUGAAGACAUUUUUUUGUUUUUUUUUGGGUGUGUUCGAUGUAUUUAUUCAGCUUUAUUAGUGGAAAUAGUUACAUACAAGACAUGUUUUCCCAUUUUUUCCCCAAAGUAUAAGUAAGAAAAAAGUUUUAAACAAGUUACUGUCUCACCGUAUUAUUUUUAAACAAGAAUUGGGUAGUAAAAUGUUCGUCUUUAUUAAAUGCUUCAUUGAUAGAGUGCACUCAAAUCCACUCACGCUGCUCAGGCCAGCCUCUCAUCACUUAAAACUUAAAACAAUGAGCCUACCGCUAGUGUUUAACAAGCUUAACGAUGAUUGAUAAAUCUGAAGCUUUGAAUCUUCUCUGGCAAGAUCAAAGCUUCAAACAUGUCAAUCAUUGUUAACUUUAACAAGCAAACUCCUGCUGAGCAAGAAAAGCAGCAGGAGGAAGAGGCUGUGCUUGAUCGGAUCGGGACAUCUCUAUAAAAUACUUUAUUUUUUAAUUUGAAGAAACGGCGAUGAACUUUGGGAACGAAGUAUGAAGAGCGAAAUAGCCAGAGAUCACUGUACUAAGUCAUAAAAAGCUAUGCAGAUAAUGCUGUAGACUCAAACAGAGAUGGCUUUUUUAACCACUUCAGACCUGAGCAUGCUGCUGAAAGACAGUAAAUGCACUGAAUUUAGUUGCUAUUGCCACUUCUGGGAGAUGAUUGGACAAAACUUUACCCAUCAAAAUUAAAUCAUGAGGUUUAGCACGCCCUCUUUGCUAGUUUUGGCUCUUUGAAAAUGGCUGAGACAAAAGGCAACUUCAAAAAAGGCAAACGUAAGUGCUCAUUUCUCAUUAAAAACAAUGUAACAUUAACAUUUAAAAUAACCAAUAAAAGCAUGCUAUAUCUCCGACCAAAAAUAAUGCACUUUGUUCUGGUAUUUGAGUAGAUCAGCGAAGAUUUAUUUAUUUAUUUAUUUUUGCCCAGCAGAAAUAAUGCGGGCCUGAAGGGGUUAAAGAUCGCAUUUUCCAUGCACACUCAAGUUUACAUCGACACCAUACACUUCAUAAAGUAUUGACGGGAUAUGGGGCGCGGGGCUGAUAAAUAGGGGGCCUGCAAUGUUGGCAAGGCCAUCAAAGCUGACCGAGUGGAAUCACAGACAAAGAGCUUUUUUCGUUGAAAAUUCUUGAGAAUAAAUGCUAAAAUCCCUGAAUUCUUUAUAGAUAUGGACAUAAAACAGUCUAGAUUCUUGGUUAAAAGCACACAAAAAAAAAAAAUCUUCCAGCUUGCAUUUAUUUUACGUAAAUAUGUCGAAGUACAAUGCUAGUCUCUUAGUGAAUGUAGCUAGCAGCCGCCUGAUGUAAACAGAGCUUUUCCAGUGAAAAUUCUUGUGAAUAAAUGCUUAAAUCCCUGAAUUCUUUAUAGAUUUGGACGUAAAACGGUCUCGAUUCUUGGUUAAAAGGAAAAGAAAGCGAACAGUUAGCAUUUAUUUUACGUAAAUAUGUGGAAGUACAAUGCUAGUCUGUUAGUAAAUGUAGCUAGCAGCCGCCUUAUGUAAACAGAGUUUUUUUUGUUAAAAAUUCUUGAGAAUAGGGCAUUGUUCGGGAUGGGCGAGGAGUAGGACGCGUUUCAACGCCGCUCCUGAGCCGAUGACCAAUUUAUAAACUUAAACCGUCCAAACCGUGUUUUACUGGGCUCGUUUUCUUCCCAAUUGUUUGUUAUAUUCUUUUUGAGCGAUCACUCCAAGAUCCGUUUGGCAAUGACCUCCUCCCGUCCUAAAACGGAUUCAAGUAAAUCAAGCCGCGGCAAGCCUGGACUCCCAAUUGACGCUGCUAUUUUGGGGCCUGUGGAUUCUACAUAUGCAGAGCUUCUACAAUCCACCAUCGGUGCCCUUAAGAUGGACCUGUUUGACAAAAUCGACUCGUUGUCUACCAAUUUAAGAUCGGAGAUGUCUUUGAUGAAGGGUGAAUUCAAGACGGCGGUCGCAGGUAUGCACCAGAAGCUCGAGGCUCAGGGAGCUACUCUGGCUAAGCUAGAGCAGCAUGCUACCGACAAUGAUGCACGCAUCAUGGAGCUGGAGGCCAGCGUUGGCUCGAUGCUGACUAAGAUCACUCACCUUGAAGACAAAUGCGAGGACAUGGAGAGCAGAAUGAGGCGAAAUAACAUUCGUCUCAUCGGAAUUCCGGAGGGAGUGGAGGGUCCGCGACCGGCGGAAUUCAUGGCAAAGCUGCUGCAGGAGUUGCUCGGUCUCGCCGAGAGACCGCUUCUAGACCGGGCCCAUCGUAUCCUGCGUGACAAGCCCCGGGACGGUGGACCACCGCGUCCCGUCGUAAUUCGGGUUCAUCUUCUCCACGUCCGCAACGAGAUUCUGAGGAAGUCUUCGGAGGUAUCACCCAUUGUCUACAAGGUCAACAGAUUUGAGGAGAGAGAAGCAGAGCUCAAGAAGGAGUACAAUGCGCUCCACCAGAGACACACUGAGAUGAUCCACAGUUACAUGGAACACUUGGAGCGAACUAAAAAUCAGCAUACAGUCACAGCGGAGCCUUUGGAUUCGGCCACGGGCACAUCUGUUAGGAUUCGGAAGGAGCGUCCAAUCUCCAUGGGACUUUUUCACGUCCCAGGGACUGAUGCCACGAGCACUGACCUCCAGAGGGACCCGGUGGAUGACCAGACUGAAUCUUGGAAAUACAAUAACCUCUGCCAUCCAAGGUCCAACACCAGUCUCAAGGAUGAACUGGCUAACACGGACAACGAAGGAUCGAGAUCCGGCACCGUUGCGAAAACCAACAGCACCGUGUCUCGCACGGGUAGCUUAAAAACAAACACCACCUCAUCCAUGAAAAGUGAUGACGAUCAAUCUUCAUCGCCAUUAUCUCAUGGCGUAGUCUGUAGCAAUAAAAGUACUUCAUCCAGACUCGCGAGUGCUUGUGUUGCCUCAAUGGAAUCUGAAGGUACACCUCAGGAAGAAUGUGGCCUUAAUAAGAAUCUGGACUGCGAUGUCUCAACCGUGCAGGGUCAAGUAGAAAUGACCAAUCAAGAGUCUGAAACAGCGCUUCUUGAAGGUGGCAAAAUUACUCUGGAAAAGUCUGAAGUCUUGGCGAUUAUAGAGUCAACUCCUGAGUUGGAUAUGGAACUUGAAGGCUGCCAAGCAACAAGCACACCCACUAAAGGUGGCAUAGAGAAUCUAGCGUUCGACCGAAACACGGAUUCUCUGUUCGAAGAGCUGUCCUCCGCAGGAAAUGAAUACAUAGGAGAUGUCGAUGAAGGAGCAGACCUUUUAGGUAUGGGUCGUGAAGUUGAACAUCUUAUCCAGGAGAACGCACAACUUCUGGAAACAAAAAAUGCUCUUAAUGUGGUAAAGAAUGACCUGAUUGCUCGAAUGGAUGAGCUGGCCUGUGAGAAGGAGGUCCUACAAGGGGAGCUUGAUGCUGUCACCCAGGCCAAGAUCAGACUAGAGGAGAAGAACAAAGAUUUAGAAGACCAACUGAAGAAGGCACGAGCUGAACUUGAGGAGAGCAAGCUAAAGUCCAAAACGGAGAAUGAGGACGAUAGUGACGUGCCCACGGCACAGAGGAAACGUUUCACCAGGGUGGAAAUGGCCAGAGUCCUGAUGGAGAGGAACCAAUAUAAGGAGAGGCUGAUGGAGCUGCAAGAGGCUGUCAGAUGGACAGAAAUGAUUCGGGCCUCGAAGGAAAACUCACCACUCCCAGAGAAGAAGAAAUCAAGCCUGUGGCAGUUUUUCAGCCGUUUAUUCAGUUCGUCGGGCGGAGCGUCGAAGAAGCCUGCUCCCGAAGCCCCCGUCAACGUCAAGUACAAUGCGCCCACCUCGCAGAUUCAACCGUCUGUCAAGAAAAGGAGUAGUACUUUGCAACAGCUGCCCAGCGACAAGAGCAAAGCUUUUGAUUUUCUCAACGAGGAAUCGGCAGUGGAUAACGUGGUGUCCAGGCGGGAACAGAAGCGGGCGCAAUACCAGCAGGUUAAAGCCCAUGUCCAGAAAGAGGAAGAGGGCAGAGUACAGGCUUAUGGCUGGAGCCUGCCUAAGAAGCUAAAAAACAAUGGUGGUCAAGAAAAGGUGAAGAACCUACCAGUUCCAGUCUUUCUUAGACCUCUGGAUGAGAAAAAUGCCUCCAUGAAGCUUUGGUGUGCUGCUGGCGUACACUUAUCUGGAGGUAAAACCAGAGAUGGAGGUUCCAUCGUAGGAGCUAGUGUGUUUUACAGCAAUGUGUCAGGACCGGAAAGCCCCAAAAAGAAAAUUGGAUCACAGAGCAGCCUUGAAAAACUGGAUCAGGAGCUCAAGGAACAGCAGAAGGAACUACGACAACAGGACGAGUUGUCGUCAUUGGUGUGGAUUUGCACCAGCACCCAGUCGACGACUAAAGCCGUUGUCAUUGAUGCCAAUCAGCCUGGAAUCAUUCUUGACAGCUUUUAUGUGUGCAAUGCACAUAUCCUUUGCAUCACUAGUGUACCAGGUGCGAGGGAAACAGACUAUCCAGCAGGUGAGGAGCUAACCUUGAGUUCGGAGUCUGCACCAGUGGAAACGGCCUGUUCGUCCGACAGCAGUAGUAACACAACAGGCAGCGACGGCGUGCUCGGAGGCAUUACUGUUGUAGGCUGUAUAGCCGAGGGGGCAACAGCUAUCCCCCAGACAGCCGAUAGUGCAGGAAAAGAAAAUGGAGAGGCGGAAGCCACUGAGGAGAGUGAAAGCAGUCAUACAGGAGCAUACAGUGAACAUGUCUUCACUGAUCCGUUGGGGCUGCAGCAAACAGCAGAAUCUUCUGCUAACUACUCUGAAAGAGAGUGUGAACUGGUGAAAGAUGGCAAAAGUUGUAACUCUACUGCCGAAGAGCAGAAUCUGAUGAGAGAAGACGCACAAAAGAUGAGUAGCGUCUUGCCUACGAUGUGGCUCGGGGCACAGAAUGGAUGUGUGUAUGUCCAUUCAUCCGUGGCACAGUGGAAGAAAUGUCUUCAUUCCAUAAAAUUGAAAGACUCCGUACUCGGCAUCGUACACGUCAAAGGUCGUGUCCUAGUGGGACUGUCGGACGGCACGUUAGCUAUCUUCCAUCGCGGAGUCGAUGGACAAUGGGAUCUGACCAACUACCACCUGCUCGACUUGGGAAAACCCAACCACUCCGUCCGCUGCAUGACGGUGGUACAUGAUAAGGUGUGGUGUGGUUUCAGGAACAAGAUCUUUGUGGUGCACCCCAAAGCAAUGAAGAUAGAGAAGUCAUUUGACGCACACCCCCGUAAGGAGAGCCAGGUGCGUCAGUUGGCAUGGGAUGGUGACGGCAUCUGGGUGUCUAUAAGACUGGACUCCACGCUUAGGCUCUUCCACGCCCACACUUUCCAGCACCUGCAAGAUGUGGACAUUGAGCCAUAUGUCAGCAAGAUGUUGGGCACGGGGAAACUGGGCUUCUCAUUUGUGCGCAUCACGGCUCUCAUGGUGUCAUGUAAUCGUCUGUGGAUCGGUACUGGCAAUGGAGUGAUCAUUUCAAUCCCUCUAGCAGAGACUAACAUGCUACCCAAAGGAGAUGGUAGCAAACCAGGAAGUGCAAUUCACGUCUACGGUGAUGAGAGCAGUGACAAAGUUGCAGCAGGCACAUUUGUUCCAUAUUGCUCCAUGGCCCAUGCCCAGCUCUGUUUCCAUGGACACCGCGAUGCUGUAAAGUUCUUCACUGCCGUCCCAGGUCAUACCCUUCCAUCUACAUCAAGCUGUGGCGAUACACCAGGUGACAAGAGCUCAGAAACUACACCAAACGGUGGAACCAAGUCCAUGUUGGUGAUGAGUGGGGGAGAAGGCUACAUUGACUUCAGGAUGGGAGAUGAGGAGGGCGAAUCGAAUGAAGGAGACGAGGCACCCAUGAAACUUCAGUCGCCCCAGUCGAUAGCUGAGCGCAGCCACCUCAUCGUCUGGCAGGUCCUAGACAACGGGGAAUGAACUCUGACCUCGGACCCCCGCAGGCCUGCCACAAGCACUUUGUUUUCAAAACCAAACAUGAACAUGUUUUUUUUUUUUUUUUUUUGGUUCUUUGGCCCAACUAUUUUUCAGUUAGUACUUAAGAGUUAUUUAUUUCUUCAGCUGUUUUACUUCACACUCAUAAGCCCAAACUGGUAAUAUAAUGACAUGAUAUAUUUUGGAUAUGCAACAGAGUACAGGUAGCCCCAGUUUGUGCCUUUUGUGUGACAUUUUAGACACGGAACUGAAAAAGCUCUACUGACGGACGAACGCGAAUGUUGUACCCCAACUGUUGUGCUGAGGACAACAGUUCCUGAGCCUAACCAAAUACAGUAAGUAAUACCAGGUUGAAUAAUGUCGAUUUCCGACAGCUAAAAAUGAUCUAGAAACACGAAAAAAUGUAUGUUCAGCAAUAUUGAUGGAGAGUUUGACCAAUGUUAGGCAACUUUGUGUCCUGUGGUGUUUGUAUGCAAACAAGACAGAAUUUUAGCUUUUAGGUGAAUCUUGUUUUAAAGACGUAAUCGAAAUAAGAUGGUUUCUGUAUUUUGCAACAUGGCUACAGCAUAAUUUUUCAAAGAGUCCUCAGCUGCCUUAGGCUUUUCACACUGAAUAUUAAUAUUUGGCUUGAAAGAAUGUUACGUUUGCUACCAAAGGAUUAUUAAUAAAUGCUUGCCAUUUGCUGAAUUAACAAUCGUGUCACAUGAGAAUGUGGCGCCUUUAAGUAACAGAAUGCGAAUAUUUUGAAUGGAAAACAUAAAAAUCUUGCUGUAAAUAAGAUAUAUUUUUAGACUGGUGUUUUCAAAUGGAGGCGGAAUAUUUUCACGGUGUGAUAGGAAACCAAACUUGGGAGGAAAUCCAUCUCAUCCUUUUACAGCAAUAGAAAAAAAAAAUAUUUUGUUUGAAUAGGCUUUUACAGCUUGGCUUUCUUACCAAUGUUUUCAGGCCUCUGUAUUGCGACAUGCAAUGUUUUGUUUUGUAUUUAAUAGUUUAAGUAUCUGCCUACAGUUUAGCCAUUUCAGUAUUUAUUUCAAUGAUGGAGCCUUCACAAUGUACGUAUGUAAAUUAAAUACAAAUCAUCGUGUAUGUCUGAAAUGUGACAAUGGCGUAUUGCUGUUAAGAAAAAAAAUGUACCUGAGCUAUGCACAAUAUCUGCAGGGAGAGGUGUGAAUCGUGAUGUGUACCAAGCAAUAGGUUUUCUCAAAAAAAGUCAAGGAAUUUUGUCUUCACUCCGCAUUUAUCUGCAAAAUGAUUGUCUGAAACUUCCAUGUUAGCAAUACUCUUCCUCUCUCGCCUUAUUUCUUUUUAACGGUCAAUUAAAGAAUAUUUUGUGGGCAGA